Messenger RNA from Fusarium musae, 1161 nucleotides. RefSeq lists its product as uncharacterized. The transcript has 3 exons. Lineage: Eukaryota; Fungi; Ascomycota; Sordariomycetes; Hypocreales; Nectriaceae. The record is from RefSeq and is a predicted model, not a curated record. Bases 1 to 1161 code for a protein of 386 amino acids.
AUGGAGGCCGUCACGACAAAGACGCAGACUCGCACUCUGCCGAUUCUAGCUGCCAAGGUGACGCCGACUUUGCCUCUGCUACCAGGCGAUACGCUCGAGUCGAAUUACUACGUUUAUUUCUUCUCUGAUAUCAUCAGCCAGUUGGAGAUCACGCCGUAUCUGAACAGAGAGUUCUGGAAUAGGAAUAUUCUUGUUCCGAGCCAGAGUAGCGAGUGCGUUCGACAUGCGGUGCUGGCUUUGGGAGCGACGCAUUGGCAGUAUUCGGCGCGGAACGAAUUAUCAGCUGCGUCGCUUGAUCGAUUCGUUUUGAAGCAUUAUAACGAAGCUAUAUCGAAACUUACAAGCAGCCAAGAGUCACCGCCGGAUAUGUCCACGGUCCUGACAUGUUGCAUAUUAUUCGUUAUUCUUGAGAGUCUUCGUGGGGACUUUGGCGAGGCAAUUCGACAUCUUGAGUCCGGAACUAGAAUCCUCACAAACCAUGUCCCAAAAACAUACUUCCCCAACCGCGAUUUCCAAGAACUAGCUGCAAUAUUCCACGCAAUCGCCUCACAAGUCGCCAUCUUCUCACCCGAGCGCGUAUUCCCAGACGUGACGCAUCUCCUAAUGCCAGCGGCAAAAAAGCAAAAGCGAAUCGAGGGAGAAUUCAGAAAUCUCGAUGAAGCAGAAGAUGUCAUGAAUAAGUUUGACGACAUGGUGAAUCAUAUUUCAUGGGAUCUUGAUCAGGAAUGGGAGAAUGAAGAGUCAGAAUGUAACACGCAAUGGUCGAUAUUACGAGAAAACGUACAAACAUGGCAAUGCCAGUUCGAAGUACUGCUUAACAAGUUAUCAGCUGGCAAGGAGCCUAUUGACAGCGAAAAGGUUCUUAAUCUGCGGAUACAGCAUAAACUAUGGGAACUUCUCAUCGAGGAACAAUCCUCCGUCGACGAAGACGUGGAAGCCCAUCUUGAUCCCGCCGAGUGCAAUAUUCUGCUCGAUCAGCUGGAGAAACUAUGGUGUAACCCAUCGCGACCACGCUUCGGUCUCAAAAUCGACCUCACAGCAGCUUUAUUCCAGCUCUACGUGUACUGCACGGAUGAAAAUGAUUAUAUUCAUGUUGAGAGCGCAGAGCAGGAGGGAGAUAAUUUGGGACAGUGGGCAGUUGGCGGAUUUUCUGGAGAAUGA